ACCUCCGAAUUCUGAAGCAGUGGCAGCUGCCUCUCCAUUUUCACCUCCAAAUCUCAGUCCUGAGUCCUGACUAAGUUCCGGCCGGAGCAGCCCGGCCGGCACCACCGGUAGGACCGGCUCUGGGUCAGUACCGGUUGAAUCUGAUGGCGUUCUGCAAGGACUUCAACGCUCGAACGCAAAAGUACAAGCCAGAUACGCCCAUGGCCGUGACCAUCACCGCCUACAAGGAUAACACCUUCGAUUUUACCGUGAAGUCUCCGUCGGUCACCUGGUACCUCAAGAAGGCUGCCGGAAUCGAGUUAGGCAGUGGCCGCCCUGGUCACGUCGUCGCCUCCAGCGUGACCGUAAAGCACAUCUAUGAGAUUGCGAAGGACUGAGAAGGAUAUCGGGUGGGUUCCCUCACUAUGGUGUGGUAAAGGAUGAUUAUGUUUUGAUCAAGGGGUGCUGUGUUGGGCCA
Molecule: messenger RNA, 457 nt
Organism: Vitis riparia (riverbank grape)
Lineage: Eukaryota; Viridiplantae; Streptophyta; Magnoliopsida; Vitales; Vitaceae
Product: 50S ribosomal protein L11-like
Exons: 3
Coding region: 144-377 (77 amino acids)
Biological process (GO): translation
Cellular component (GO): ribosome; large ribosomal subunit
Molecular function (GO): large ribosomal subunit rRNA binding; structural constituent of ribosome
Source: RefSeq, a predicted model, not a curated record